Molecule: messenger RNA, 1641 nt
Organism: Asparagus officinalis (garden asparagus)
Lineage: Eukaryota; Viridiplantae; Streptophyta; Magnoliopsida; Asparagales; Asparagaceae
Exons: 16
Coding region: 275-1225 (316 amino acids)
Source: RefSeq, a predicted model, not a curated record
UCUCCCCAAAUCUUCCACCUUUAUUUUUAUUUAUUGUGUCGCUCUCAUUCUCUUCUCCAUUCAUGGCCUUCGGUGAGAAUUAUCACCGACGGAUAAAUUUGAGAUUUAGACAGCCAGCUGCUGACGAAGCGAGCAGAUCAUCGAUUGGGGGCCCACAACACAGCGCCAAUGGCGACCUCUCUUGUUUGUACUAUGUUGCUGCAUACCAUCCACAAGCUAAAAGGGUUCUCCUUCUGGUGAAAAACAAAGGGCUUUCUCUUCUUCAGCCAAAAAAAUGUCUUUCGAGCAAGCAAUUGCAUAUCGGACAGUCAAGCCCAUUACUAUUUCCUACUCAGAUCUCACGGACAAGGAAAGGAACUUGUCGGACAAGAUCGAGGAAGCAUUAGGUCCCAAGGGACUAGGGAUCAUUUUGAUCUCAGAUGUACCUGGAUAUUCUUUAUUACGGAAGAUUCUCCUCCGGCUUUCAUCCAUAGUGGCAAGCCUUCAUGAUGAUGUAAAAGUUAGUCUUGAAGGUCAACCAAGCAGGUUUGGCAUUGGGUGGAGUUGUGGCGAUGAAAGGCUUGAAUCCAAUAAAGUUGAUAUAGACAGAGGAUCAUUUUCUGCUAAUCCAAUUCUAGAUGUUCCUACGACUGAUGUUUCCCUUAUGCAACGGUACCCAUCAUUUUGUUGUCCAAAUAAAUGGCCGAGCAGUGCUUUGCCUGAGCUUGAAGGGGCAUUUAAAGCUCUGGGAAAGAUGAUUUUUGAUGUGGGGCUGAAGCUAGCAUUUCACUGUGACAAAUAUGUGUCAAAAACAAUGAUGAUUGUUGAGGAUGAAGGCAUUGAGAAGAUAAUUAAGCGCUCCAGGUGCCACAAAGCUCGUCUACUCUAUUACUUCCCAAAGCAGAAAAGUGAAUGCAUGGAAGAUAGCAAAUCGAUUUCAUCAUGGGCUGGCUGGCAUACUGACUUCAGCUGUCUUACAGGUCUUACCUCCGGUAUGUUCGUGAGAAACACUGAAGUGGUUGGAUGCCCUGAUAGUGCUGGACUUUAUAUAAAAGCGCGCAAUGCUGAAAUUGUAAAAGUUGUCUUUGGAGAGGAUGAAUUGGCAUACCAAAUUGGUGAUACGCUUGAAAUCAUUUCAGGAGGCCGACUUUGUGCAACUCCACAUUGUGUCAGGGCACCUAGCUUGGAGGAGGCUGCAGGUGUGGCACGCUCAAGUUUCGCAAUGUUCAUGCAACCUGACUGGUAACUGCAGAAAGACAGUCCAUGAUCUAUACAGUUCAAGUUAGCAAGAUGAAGAUCUUAAGCUGGGGGACAUGAGCAAUUUUGAUAUAAAGAUGAUCCCACGCAAUGAAAAUUUUACUUUUGGAGAGUAUUCUGAGGCACUUAUCCGCAAGUAUAUAACAUAAGGGUUUAUAAGCAUAUCACUUGUCAAGCAUGAAUGAACUUGUAAUAAUUGUCGAAGUGUGAUUUGUGUUUUACGACAGAGUCGAGAGUUUGUUUAGUCACACGACAUAGUUUGAAAUGUGCUGUAUUUGGGGACAUAUACCCAAUUAAAUAAGAUUGUGCUUGGUGAUGAUAAGUGCAGAUCCUCACAGCAAUGCACAUCAUUGUACUAGUGAUGAUUACAUGCUUUAAGGGGUAACAUGCAAGUUUUAUGGACAA